AUGGGGGACUGGAACUUGUUGGGGAAGCUGCUGGAAAGCGCCCAGGAACACUCUACUGUUGUGGGCAAAGUCUGGCUCACGGUGCUGUUUAUCUUCCGCAUCCUGGUGCUGGGAACGGCCGCUGAGAAGGUUUGGGGCGACGAGUUGUCGGGUUUCACUUGUGACACCAAGCAGCCCGGCUGUCAGAACGUCUGCUACGACAAGACCUUUCCCAUUUCUCACAUCCGCUUCUGGGUGAUGCAGAUCAUCUUUGUCUCCACACCAACCCUCAUUUAUUUGGGCCACAUCCUUCAUCUGGUCCGCAUGGAGGAGAAGCAGGGUCAGAAAGAGAAGGAUCUGGCACUCAUGCAGAGUGAAAAGCAUCAGCAGUUACUUGGACCCAAGGCCAAGAAAGCGCCAAUCAAAGACAACCAGGGCCAUGUGCGUUUGAAAGGCGCACUCCUGCGAACCUACGUCUUCAACAUUGUUUUCAAGACCCUGUUUGAAGUGGCAUUUAUCGUAGCUCAGUACUUCCUAUACGGUUUUGAGCUCAAGCCUAUGUACACCUGUGAUCGCUGGCCUUGUCCUAAUGUGGUGAACUGCUACAUCUCCAGACCUACAGAGAAGACGGUCUUCAUCCUCUUCAUGCUUGCUGUGGCCUGCAUCUCCCUGCUGCUCAACCUUGUGGAAAUGUACCAUUUGGGUUUCACAAAGUGCCAUCAAGGCCUCCGUUACCGACGGUCCCAGGCUGCUCUUGAAUCUCCAAAGGCCCUCACUGAGACAGUCAUGCCCUUCGUUCCAAGCUAUAACUACUUUGCUGGACAUCCUGCAGUGCCUGAACCUUUCCCUACAGACCCAAAGUACAGCAUGGCCGAGCCGAACUCUGCUUACAGCCCCUACAAUAGCAAAGUGGUUUACAAGCAGAACAGAGACAACAUGGCUGUGGAGAGGAAAGGUAAAGCAGAGGGAGAUGAUGUGAGGAAAACUCCCCUGGUGUUUGAGAUGCCUGCUGAAAAUCAGCGUCGAAACAGUCAGUCAAGCAAGCACAGCAAUAACAAGAGCAGGCUGGAUGACCUGAAGAUCUAAAGACCUUAUCAAGGAAGGAAGG
Molecule: messenger RNA, 1087 nt
Organism: Labrus bergylta (ballan wrasse)
Lineage: Eukaryota; Metazoa; Chordata; Actinopteri; Labriformes; Labridae
Source: RefSeq, a predicted model, not a curated record